UUAAGGUAUAAAAGAGUCUGAUGGUUUUACUGCAAACUGUGGAGAUACAGAGAUGAUGAAGUUUGUGGUUCUCGCUUUCUUUGUUGCUGGUGCCUACGGGUGCGGUGCGCCCACCUUCCCUCCUAUGGUGAGCAAGGUGGUUGGAGGACAGGAUGUCACGCCUCACAGCUGGCCCUGGCAGAUAUCCCUGCAGUACAACAGACAGGGUGAGUGGAGACACACCUGCGGAGGCACUCUGAUCUCUGACCAGUGGGUCCUCACUGCUGCUCACUGUAUCAGCAGCAGCAAGCAGUACAGAGUGGCCAUGGGAAAGCACGACCUGCUGCAGACGGAGCAGGGCGCCGUGUUCAUGGCCACCUCUAACAUUAUUGUGCAUGAGAAGUGGAACCCCUUCUUCAUCCGUAAUGACAUUGCCCUGAUCAAGCUGGAGUCCCCCGUCACCUUCAGUGACACCAUCAUGGCUUCUUGUAUUCCCGCUGCCGGCUUCAUCCUGGCCCAUAACCAGUCCUGCUACGUCACUGGAUGGGGUCGCAUGAAGACCGGUGGUCCCAUUGCUGACAUCCUGCAGCAGGCUCUCCUGCCCGUGGUGGACCACGCUACCUGCAGCCGGUUAGACUGGUGGGGUUCUCAGGUGAAGGACACCAUGGUCUGUGCAGGUGGAGAUGGAGUUGUGUCUGGUUGCAACGGAGACUCUGGCGGCCCUCUGAACUGCCAGAACGCUAACGGCAUCUGGGAGGUUCACGGUAUCGUCAGCUUUGGCUCCGGGCUCAGCUGCAACUUCCCCAAGAAGCCCACCGUCUUCACUCAAGUCAGCUCCUACGUCGACUGGAUCAGCUCCAAAAUGGUUGCCUAUUAAGAGGACAGGCUUUUGAGAUCAAAGCCAC
Molecule: messenger RNA, 884 nt
Organism: Thunnus maccoyii (southern bluefin tuna)
Lineage: Eukaryota; Metazoa; Chordata; Actinopteri; Scombriformes; Scombridae
Product: chymotrypsin-C-like
Exons: 8
Coding region: 53-856 (267 amino acids)
Biological process (GO): proteolysis
Molecular function (GO): serine-type endopeptidase activity
Source: RefSeq, a predicted model, not a curated record